Molecule: messenger RNA, 2140 nt
Organism: Folsomia candida
Lineage: Eukaryota; Metazoa; Arthropoda; Collembola; Entomobryomorpha; Isotomidae
Product: beta-hexosaminidase subunit alpha
Exons: 8
Coding region: 132-1856 (574 amino acids)
Biological process (GO): carbohydrate metabolic process; glycosaminoglycan metabolic process; ganglioside catabolic process
Cellular component (GO): membrane
Molecular function (GO): beta-N-acetylhexosaminidase activity
Source: RefSeq, a predicted model, not a curated record
AUGGAUUAAAUGAGACUGUGGAGCAGAAGUUGGAAUAAUAAUCGUCAUAUUGAACUGAACUCUAUUUAGAGUCAGUUGUUCCUCUGUUAGGCUAUUUGUUACUGUUUUCUGUUGUACAAUUUUUUUAAACUAUGAUUGCUAGAGUAUUUGUCCUGAUUGUUGUCUCAAUCACGUCAGCCUUGGCGAACACUAAUAAUAACGAGGUUUCAGAAUCCUUAAAAAUAUCAGGAAAUAAUCAUCGCAACCACUUCGUGCGUGGGCUUGGUCCUCAUGUUCGACAGACUUGGGGUGAACCAUGGCCAGAACCACAGAGGAGAACGUUAUACGGAGAAAAUUUCAUGGUCGUGCGAAUGGCGUUAUUCCGUUUCAAAGUGACCAAUUUCACCUGUGACAUGAUUGACUUGGCAUUAAAACGAUACUACGACAUCCUCCUCGGGGCAGGAGCAGAGUCUCAGAAGCUGAAAAUGAGGCUGGUGGUAAAUCAAGCUGAACGCGUCACUACCGGGUAUCGAGGUCAUUUGGACGUCUUAGAAGUGAACUUGCUCUCAAGCUGCGAAUAUUUACCGCACGACAACAUGGAUGAAAGUUAUAAGCUAAAAAUUGACACACCAACCCGACCAAACCGAGGUGUUUUAGUUGCAAACAGCAACUGGGGAAUUUUACGUGGACUGGAGACAUUUUCCCAACUCGUGCACCAUUCCAGGAAUCACUCUGCGUUCCGAGUGAAAAGCACUUUUGUUCAAGAUUUUCCCAGAUUCUCCUUCCGUUCGAUUUUACUUGAUACGUCGAGACAUUUUUUGUCUAAGGAAAUUCUACUCAAGAACUUGGACUUGAUGGCGAUGAAUAAAAUGAACGCGUUUCAUUGGCAUCUUGUGGACGAUCAGUCUUUUCCCUUUGAGAGUAAACUCUAUCCCGAGUUGAGUGGAAAGGGUGCCUACAAUCCGUACACUCAUGUCUACUCGAGACAAGAUGUGGCUGAAAUUAUCGAGUAUGCAAGACUUCGUGGGAUCCGUGUCAUUCCGGAGUUUGACACACCGGGUCAUACACAAUCUUGGGGUCCAGCAGUGCCCGACCUCUUGACGAAAUGUUACCAAAAUAGCACAAUUGCAGGGAGACAACCCGUACCGGAUGGGACUUUUGGACCAAUUGAUCCCACGCAGGAAAAAAAUUAUAGAUUUCUGAAAACAUUUCUGGGCGAAGUUGUUGACACUUUUCCAGACAAAUAUUUACACUUGGGUGGAGAUGAGGUGGAUUUUUCGUGCUGGAAAAGUAACCCAGACAUAGGUGCGUUUAUGAGGAAUGAAAACAUGACACGGUACGAAUCUCUGGAGGAAUAUUAUAUGCAAAAGUUGGUCGAAAUUGUGGCAUCGUUUCCGGAGAAAAAGGUCUCCAUCGUGUGGCAGGAAGUGAUUGAUAAUGGCGUUGAAAUUGAGAAGGAUAGCGUUCUCGUAAAUGUUUGGAAGGGUUGGCAUUAUCAGGAGGAAUUAGGCAACGUGACACGGAUGGGAUAUCGUGCCCUUCUCUACUCAUGCUGGUACUUGGACAUGAUCAGUUGGAAUAAUGACUGGCCUGGAUAUUACGCAUGUGACCCACAAAACUUUACGGGAAGUGCAGGUCAGAAAGAGCUCGUCGUUGGUGGUGGAGCUGCCUUGUGGACGGAAUUCGUGGACGAGACGAACGCGCUUUCGAGACUUUGGCCAAGAGCGAGUGCUCCGGCGGAGAGGUUGUGGUCAUCUGCGGACGUGAAAGAUGUGGAGAAAGCAGCCCCGAGGUUGGAAGAGCAUCGAUGUAGAUUAUUGAGGAGGGGAUACUCCGUCCAGCCGGUGAAUGGGCCUGGAUUUUGUGAACAGGUUUAGUCGAUUCUUCGGCUGUGAAUGGAUUAAUUAAUAAUGUUGUUCUGUGGUGCAAUUUCAUGAGUAGAAAUAGCGGAAUAGAUUGCAUCGUAGAUGUCGCAAUGUUUGAAUGAAACAUAAAUUAAAUUCUUUGAACUGAAUCGUUUUUAAUUUAAUCGAGAACCAAUCAACCGAAACUAACUUGUUUACGUGAUUUUAUAGAAUUUUGACCUCACUCUAAGAAAUGAUGAUUAAUAGUUAUUAUGCGGAUGCUGAUAUUUUAAAUUAAAUGAUGACAAGUAAAAGCA